Molecule: messenger RNA, 1718 nt
Organism: Suricata suricatta (meerkat)
Lineage: Eukaryota; Metazoa; Chordata; Mammalia; Carnivora; Herpestidae
Product: MORN repeat-containing protein 4
Exons: 4
Coding region: 107-550 (147 amino acids)
Source: RefSeq, a predicted model, not a curated record
AUCUGUAAAAUUGCUUUGUUGGCCUUUCCUCCAGCCAUCCUGUGACUCUGCUUCUCCUCUGCUCGUGUCCUGCAGUUUUCAUCCUUUUCUUCCGCAAGCUGUCACCAUGACCCUCACAAAAGGCUCCUUCACGUACUCCAGUGGGGAGGAGUAUCGCGGCGAGUGGAAGGAAGGCCGCAGACAUGGUUUUGGUCAACUCAUGUUUGCAGAUGGUGGCACCUACCUGGGUCAUUUUGAGAAUGGGCUCUUUAAUGGCUUCGGGGUACUGACCUUCUCAGAUGGCUCAAGGUACGAGGGGGAGUUCGCCCAGGGCAAGUUUAAUGGCGUUGGAGUCUUUAUUCGGCAUGACAACAUGACAUUUGAAGGGGAAUUUAAGAACGGCAGAGUAGACGGUUUCGGCCUGCUGACCUUCCCCGACGGUUCUCACGGAAUACCCCGCAACGAAGGCCUGUUCGAGAACAACAAGCUGCUGCGGCGGGAGAAGUGCUCGGCGGUCGUCCAGCGGGCCCAGAGCGCCUCCAAGUCCGCCCGCAAUCUCACCGUGGCCUGACACCAGACAAGGCCCGGGUACCGCGAAGGCCUGGUCACUCACUCGAGCCGAGUAAGGGAAGCGGCUGUGAGGACAUGGGAAUGCCGCAGAACAGAAGCCUUGGGACACGCUCACGCCCCCCGGCGAGGGACUCCGUCACAGAAGUUCCCAGGACUCCGGCCCGCUGCCCACAGCAGGGUCACCAGUGCUGUGUUUCCGUCCCUCACUUGUUGGUGUUCUCUGUCCCUAACGCCCUGGGUUGCCCCAUUCAGACCUGCUCCUCCUUGAUUUCCUGCCAAGCGGGGGAGAACCUCUUGGUUCGGCCUGUAUUUGGGGCAGUUGAUCCUAGCCCAAGUAGGGCUAGUGCUCUGUGCUCCCCUGGAGAAACAGGGAGAGAGGUAGGGGUGGCUUAGACAGCCCAGCAGUUCUGUGAAAGCCACCGCCAGAGCUCUUCUCUGUGCCCCCCCAUUUGCUGCUGGUUGACUUCAUGGCUCCAGGCCACCCACUUUGUCUCACCAGACUGGUAUUUGUGUCUGUUUAUUGCCCCUGUGAAGGGUUUGGUAAGAGUGCUGUCUUCCUUACCUGAGAUCCAGCAGCUAAUUUGUGCCCUGUUUCUGCCUCUCUCCUUUCUUAGAUGGGACAGGAUCCCUUUUGGGGAUAGUCAAGAAACUGAUAUAAAGGGUCAUCUUAUACCUUGUACUUUUUAGGUACUCCAGGGCAAAGGGGAGACACCCCUGGCCUUCAGGCCCUACCACGGAGUAAUUGAAUCCUUAGGGAUGGCUUGGGCUGACACCGCCCCUUGCCAGUGGACUAGGAGGUCAGACCCACCUCAACCCCUUGGGGUGUGGCUAGAAUUGGACCCACCCUAGGAUUGCGGUGAACCAAAAGAGAGUUGGGCCCCUGCAUUUGGUCCACUGUUAACCCUUCCGCCAUGAGCUUGGCCAUCAGGCCUGGGGGAUGGGGGGUCAGAUCUUGACCCAUAGGAUCCCUGCGUAGUCAUCAUGGAGGCCCCCAUUUAUCCUGUGACCCAGACACACCCAGCCCACUCCCAGCCCCUUAUCCUCACACUGAAUGUCUCCUCAGCAGCAGAUUGUGGUGGAAAGUAGAGCCGUGUGCCUCUCUGUAUUCUGAGUUGUACUGUAGAAACCGGUGUUUGUGAGGAAUAAACGAAUCACCAGAACUGCCUUUA